Thlaspi arvense is the source of this 368-nucleotide messenger RNA. The record is from the annotation of a GenBank genome assembly. NCBI's taxonomy places the organism in Eukaryota, Viridiplantae, Streptophyta, Magnoliopsida, Brassicales, Brassicaceae.
AUGGAAGUUAUAGGCGAACGAUUCUGUAAACACCUGAGCUUGAAAUUGCUUUUCACUGUAAAGAACAGCUACGACCAGUGUAAAGCUCUGUCUAAGAACCAGACAUUUAUUCAGUUUAUUCAAGGGCUCAGAGAUAGAAGAAAGGAUGAUAUGAUACAUAGUUACUUCUGCGAGUACUGCCACAAGCCAUCUAGUGAACUUGCAAAAGACGUCUCAACAAUUAUUGACCCGCAUUAUGCUGACAGCGUAGACAUGCUUGCUAGAAGUAAAUACACGCUGAGAUUCGGAGGAGACAUUUACAUGAAUCCUUCAGAUGCAUUCUCUCCAAAGCCUAUUGCUCAUAGGAAGUAAGACAGUCUUUGUAUCCC